AUGCGGUUUAGCAGUUCAGAAUUUUUCUUAAAAAAGCUGCCUCGUAAAAUUUCAUUAACACGUACAUGUCGACACAUAAAGCAGGGUCGACUGCCAAUUAAAGGACAAGAAAAAAAUGACGACCACGUGCACGGCAGCCUGGAGUACCCUCUAAAAAUGCUUUACCCGGAAUUAGCCUUUUGCCGCGCUGGAGCGAUCGACUGGCAACCGGGAAAACGUUUAGGUGCUACAAAUUGGAAAAAAUGCUGUCAGCAAACGGUAUUAUCUUUCUACGGUGUUUUUCUUCAAAUUGGUGUUAAGAGACCGCGCUUUUCGAAAGGUCUCCCCCCAGCUCUUGCAGGCGUGCGUCGCUAUGACUAUGGGCCCCUAUCAGUUUAA
Arctia plantaginis is the source of this 378-nucleotide messenger RNA. The record is from the annotation of a GenBank genome assembly. Lineage: Eukaryota; Metazoa; Arthropoda; Insecta; Lepidoptera; Erebidae.